This is a messenger RNA of Phytomonas sp. Hart1, 534 nucleotides long. The record is from the annotation of a GenBank genome assembly. NCBI's taxonomy places the organism in Eukaryota, Euglenozoa, Kinetoplastea, Trypanosomatida, Trypanosomatidae.
GUAGUUGAUCAUUCAAAGACAAAUAAAUGAAAAAUUAGAUUGUAUAUUUCUUCAGAAAAAAAUCCCAAAGAAGCAUUAAGAAUGAAUCGACAUUUAAAAAAUAUUCAAAAACAUAACGAAUCGUGAUUGAAUUCUUUGGUAUCCAUAUGUCCAUCAACGCAGUCUGCGUGUACAUCCCAGCGUGGUUUGGCGUGGUGGCAACACUCUUGAACGCGCUGAUCACAUAUGAAAUAUCCGGUUCCCUCCUGGCGGUGGCGGUGGCGGCAUACACCUUCUCCAUGGUUCCAGCGCACACAAUGCGGUCCAUGGCGGGUGAAUUCGACAAUGAGUGUAUCGCCGUGGCGGCUAUGUUGUUGUGUUUCCACUUGUGGAUCCGAUCGCUGCGCAACGCGCGGUCGUGGCCAGUGGGGCUGGUGACAGAAUUGGAGUCUGGUAUCCGUCUCUCAGGUCUUUAAUUUGUUUUUAUUGUUCCUUAAAUACUGAAAUUACCAUAACUCUUUUAUUCGUGUGAAGAAAAUAUUCAAUGUUCUCAAA